Molecule: messenger RNA, 488 nt
Organism: Photinus pyralis (common eastern firefly)
Lineage: Eukaryota; Metazoa; Arthropoda; Insecta; Coleoptera; Lampyridae
Product: pro-neuropeptide Y-like
Exons: 3
Coding region: 74-400 (108 amino acids)
Source: RefSeq, a predicted model, not a curated record
GUCAAAAAGAACGCACUAAAUAUAUUUAAAACUGUACGAGUAAUUAAGGCCGACAGACAAACGAUACGGGCAGAUGGGCGGGCGGACGGAAUCACCAAAAAUGAAAAAUAGAUUCGAGAUGUUCAACUGGAGGAUAGUGAGCUUAAUUCUUCUCAUCGUUAUUGCGAUCGUCACCUCUCAAGAUUUGGAACUGUUAGCGCGACCCAUACGACCGGAGAAAUUUACCAGUCAUGGUGAAUUACAAGAUUAUCUUCAGAAAUUAAAGGCUUACCACCUACAAAAUGGACACAGGUAUGGCAAACGAUUCUACGCUCCAGCUGAAAACAAACUACAAAAGCAAUUUCUACCAGAAAAUUGGCAAGACAUCUACGAAAUUGUUAAGCACUACGAAGACAAUUAACACUUGAUUCGUUACCUUUUGAUUUCUUCAGUAUAAAUAUAGGUAUCAUGUAUAAACGUUUAAUUCUGUAUUAAAUAUUUUAUACGUA